Molecule: messenger RNA, 994 nt
Organism: Lolium perenne
Lineage: Eukaryota; Viridiplantae; Streptophyta; Magnoliopsida; Poales; Poaceae
Source: RefSeq, a predicted model, not a curated record
UCGCGUCCCCGUUACCAGCGACACGGCGGAGGAGGCUCCGGAAGACGACGAGGAGGAAGAGGACCAGGCACCCCGCAAGGCGGCUCCUCGACCUACAAAGCGUCCCCGCGCCAAGGCUCCCGGCUCUGAAGCCGGAGCUAGCGGCGAGGCCUCCGCCAAGAAGCCAAAGACGACGAAACCACCUCCGCUUGACUCAAGGAAGGCGGAGCGUGCGCGUCUACGGAUGCUCUCGACGGCUGGCCAGGGCACACGCCCCAUCAUUCCCGGUGCCCCGAAUCCGAAAACCGCUGCCACGCGGACCACCAGCCAGGAGCCCAUCACGAAGUACAUGAAGAAAUCUCCGGCUGUUGGUCCCUCUACUCCAGUUCCACCCAGCGCUUCCCACCCAACUCCUCAACCGUCGCCUCCUCAGGCUGACCCAUCUCCCCCGCCUGCCGCAAACACUCCACCGGAGAUAAUUCCGGUUAGCAGCGGGCACCUGGAGGAAGAAGAUCCCAAGGCCAAAAGCCCUGCCCAAGAAGAGGCGGAAACACAAGGCCAAGGAGAUGCGGAAGUCACUUCCGAGAAGGCUGGAGAGGGCGCUGGCGACAUAGUCGUUUUUCCGAAGAACUUCGGAGAUCCGGCGGACACCACUUCCACCCCCAAGGCGUAUGCCACCAAGUUUUUUAACAAGCUGACUGAGGCGGAGAAGUGGGAACUUGAACAAGACCUGCUCAACGCCAUGCUGAACAACGCCUGGGGGAAGCCGGAUUCCAGGACAUCGGAGAUCCAGGACUUCAAGAAAAACAUUGGCCAGUUCUGCGAUCAACUUAUCUGCAAGCAAAAGGUACUCCCCAGUAGCCCCCAAGCAUGUAGGCGGAAACUCAAAAAGUAGUUAGCGCUUAAAUGCUUAGAGAAAAAUUACUUCCGGGAAAGUUUUUUAGAAUGGACCAGUAGCCCCCAAGCAUUAUGGCGGAAAAGUUCCGGCAAUGAUGCUUUAAAAGAAACCACUGCU